Molecule: messenger RNA, 382 nt
Organism: Micromonas commoda
Lineage: Eukaryota; Viridiplantae; Chlorophyta; Mamiellophyceae; Mamiellales; Mamiellaceae
Exons: 3
Coding region: 35-190 (51 amino acids)
Biological process (GO): translation
Cellular component (GO): cytosolic large ribosomal subunit; ribosome
Molecular function (GO): structural constituent of ribosome
Source: RefSeq, a predicted model, not a curated record
CACGUUCGCGUGGUUCACACGGAACUUCGUCAAGAUGCCGUCCCAGAAGACCUUCAAGAUUAAGCAGAAGCUCGGCAAGAAGCAGAAGCAGAACCGCCCCCUCCCCCAGUGGAUCCGCAUGCGCACCGGCAACACCAUCAGGUACAACGCCAAGCGCCGCCACUGGCGCCGCACCAAGCUCAACUUCUAAGUCUCCCGACUCGGUUAGUCUGGAGCUGGAGCGUGGGUCGGGGGUGCACUCGCGCGGGGUGCGCCUCGGGUGUGGGUGGCUCGCUCUCACCGUAGCGUAGGAUACCCUCCACCGCCGCCGCGGGCGCGUCCUCGGGACGACGCCCGGACGCGUGGGGGCCUUGUCAAUAUCGAGAGCGACCUUCUUAUAAAC